Paramecium sonneborni is the source of this 3317-nucleotide messenger RNA. NCBI's taxonomy places the organism in Eukaryota, Ciliophora, Oligohymenophorea, Peniculida, Parameciidae. The record is from the annotation of a GenBank genome assembly.
AUGAAACAAUAAUAUUCAAAAUAGUUAGACUAAUAAUAGGAUUAUGAAUAAAUACGUGGGAUUGAUGAUUUAAAAGACUUAUUUUAAUUAGCAUCAAUAAAUGAUGGAUCUAGUCUGUAGAAAGUGUAGAAAUGGGGAGGAGAUCAAGGAUUAGCAAAAUAAUUGAAAUCUCAUUAACUGGUAUUUAGUUUGAAUUAAUAAAGAUAGAAAGGAAUAGAUUCAGAAGCUUAAGUAAUAGAGAAUAGAGAGAAAUAUGGGAAUAAUGAUCCUAUAGAGAAAGAGUCAGAAUCUUUAUGUGAUUUGAUAUUGGAAUGUUUUGGAGAUACAAUGCUAUAAAUUUUAUUAUUGGCAGCAUUUGUUAGUACAAUAAUAGGAAUGAUCAAUGAUGGUGUGGCAACUGGAUGGACUGAAGGGUAUUUGAAUAUUGUUUAUAGUUAUUUAGUGCAACAAUAUUUUUUGCUGUAUUUUUGAUAGUUUCAAUAACAGCUGGUAAUAAUUAUUUAAAAGAAAGACAAUUUUAGUAAUUACGUAGAAAAUUGGAUGAUGGAUUGGUCUAAGUAGUACGUGGAGGAAUAGUAGAGAUUUCUGUUAAAGAAAUAGUUGUAGGAGAUAUUCUCUAAUUUGGAAUUGGAGAUAUGUUUGCAGUUGAUGGUAUAAAUCUAAUUAGAUUAAUAUAGGUUUAAUGAUACAAGGAUCUUAGGUUAAAGUAGAUGAAUCUGCUAUGACAGGAGAAUCUGAUGAAAUUAAAAAAUUACCAUUUAAUGAAAUGAUCCAGUAAUCUUAAAUAUCUUUGGAUAACCAUCAUUGUAGUCCUUUUUUGAUUAGUGGUACUAAAUGUUUAGAUGGUAAUGGUUAUUUGCUUGUAUUGUAAGUGGGUCAAAAUACUGUGUAAGGCUAAUUGAAAUUGUUACUUAAUUAAGAUAAUCCUCCAACACCUCUGUAAUAAAAAUUAGAAGGAGUUGCUGAGGAUAUAGGUAAAUUAGGAACAUUAAUAGCUAUCUUAACAUUUAUAGCUUUGAUGGGACAUUUAGUAUAUGAUGUAUUUGUACAACAUAAACAUGAUUUCAUGACUUUGAAGACUUUAUCAUUUAUCAUUGAAGCAUUUAUGAUAGGGGUAACUAUCAUUGUUGUUGCAGUACCUGAAGGAUUGCCUCUAGCAGUGACUAUAGCAUUAGCUUAUUCAGUAGGAAAGAUGAAGGAUGAAUAAAAUUUGGUGAAAAAUCUUGCUUCUUGUGAAAUUAUGGGAGGAGCCAAUAAUAUUUGUAGUGAUAAAACUGGAACUUUAACUUAAAAUAUCAUGUAAGUUACUUCUCUUUGGUGUGAAAAUAAUUCAAUUUCGAAACAAUAAUUUGAUUAAAAUAAUAUACUAUCAAAACCUACAAUAGAAAUUAUGGUUGAAUCUAUUUGCUAUAAUUCGAAUGCUAAUCCUACUAAAGAUAAAAAUUCUAAUAGGUGGAUUUAAAUUGGUAAUAAAACUGAAUGUGCUUUAAUAGAGUUAGCUGAUGUAUUUGGAUUUAAAUAUUCUAAUUAUAGACAAAAUGAUAAGAUUUUAAGAUAGAUUCCUUUCAGUAGUAAAAGGAAGAAGAUGAGUACUGCUGUCUUAAAUCCUAAAAAUUAAACUGUUAGAAUAUAUACUAAAGGAGCAUCAGAAAUUAUAUUAGCAUAGUGUUUUAAAUACAUUUCAAAGAAUGGAUAGGAAUAAUUGUUAGAUAAAACAAAAAAAGAGGAUAUCUUACAUAAUGUUAUUGAAAAUUAUGCAUCUUAAUGUUUAAGAACUAUUGCUAUAGCUUACAGAGAUUUUGAACCAUAAAGUUCUAGUUUUAAAGGUUCAACUGUUAAUAUGAAAGCUCACAUUCAUCAAAUUCCAGAAGAUGAUUUAGAUAAAGAUUUAACAUUAAUUGCCAUAUGUGGUAUCAAAGAUCCAAUAAGAUAUGAUGUUCCUGAUGCAAUUAAAUUAUGUACUCAAUCUGGAGUUAUGGUUAGAAUGGUCACUGGAGAUAAUAUUAUUACUGCAUAAUCAAUUGCAUAAGAAUGUGGGAUAUUAGAAAAAGGUAGAGCUUAAUAAGAAUUUGAAGUUAUUGAUGGUAAAAAGUUUAGAGAUUUAGUUGGAGGAUUAAUCACUGUCAAAAAUGAAGAAGGAAAAGAAAUUAAAAAAAUUAAAAAUUUGCAAAUCUUUUCUAAAAUUAGUAAAGAAAUGAGAGUUAUGGCAAGAGCUUCUCCUGAAGAUAAAUAUUUAUUAGUAACGGGUUUAAUUGAAGAAGGCAAUGUUGUGGCUGUCACAGGAGAUGGUACAAAUGAUGCACCUGCCUUAAAAAAAGCUGAUGUUGGAUUUGCUAUGGGCAUCACUGGAUCUGAUGUUGCUAAGGAUGCAGCCGAUAUUAUUCUUAUAGAUGAUAAUUUUAAUUCAAUCAUUACAGGUAUUAUUAUUGAUUUUAUUCGAUUAGCUAUGAAAUGGGGUAGAAAUAUCUAUGAUUGCAUUAGGAAAUUUAUUUAAUUUUAAUUAACUGUUAAUUUAGUUGCAUUAUUUAUGUCUUUUACUGGUGCUGUAAUUUUGAAACAAUCUCCCUUAAAUGCUAUAUAAAUGCUAUGGGUAAAUCUAAUUAUGGAUACUUUUGCAUCUUUGGCUUUGGCUACAGAACCUCCAUCAAUUAAAGUGCUUUAGAGAGAACCAUAUAAAAGAACAGAUCAAAUUGUAUCCCCUACAAUGUAUAGGACUAUAGUUGGGGCUAGUUUGUAUUAAAUAGUAGUUCUUUCAUUUAUUCUAUUCUUAUUACCAAAAUACAUUGAUUGUUCUAUUCCAAAUGAACUUAUUGGUUAGAAAGUAAUAAUUUUAAUUUUAUCAUAAGUAUUCAAAAAAUGUAGUGUAAAUGAGUAUCUUUUUCUAAGCUUUUGUUUUAAUGUAAGUAUUCAAUUCAAUUUCAUGCAGAUAAUUAGAUUAUCAUACUAAAAACCCAUUUUCAAACUUUUGUAAUAAUCCAUUAUUUUGGAUUGUUCAAACAAUAACUGUUUUAGUGUAGAUUUUGCUUAUUUAGUAUGGUGGUAAAUAUGUUAAGGUUUCUCAUUUAACUCUAUCCUAACAUUUAUUAUGUUUAGGAUUUGCAGUUUUCGGAAUAGUUUUUUCAAUAUUAUUUAAAUUUAUCCCUGAAAGCUUAUGUUAAAGAAUUCAUCUUUUUAAAGAAGAUGAAAUUAAAACUGAUAAGAUGGAUGAAACUCUAACAAGUAGAUUAAGAAGAAAAUCAACAAUGCGUUUACAUACUAGUUAAAGAAGUAAAGUAGAGAGUGGUAGUCUAAAAAAAAUGAGUUCAUAAAAAAUAUGA